Paralichthys olivaceus (Japanese flounder) is the source of this 1511-nucleotide messenger RNA. The record is from RefSeq and is a predicted model, not a curated record. NCBI's taxonomy places the organism in Eukaryota, Metazoa, Chordata, Actinopteri, Pleuronectiformes, Paralichthyidae.
UCAGGAUGAAUGAUCACAUGAAGACUCAGCUGGUGAGCGCCAUCCAUCUGCAGGAGGUGGAACUGCAGGAGAAGCCUCCAGAGGACCAGCAGGGUACAAAGAGCUGCAGCGAUGAUGAUCAGACAUUCACGGUUGAAGAUGCUGUUGAAACCAUUGGCUUCGGUCGUUUCCACAUCCUCCUCUUCCUCAUCAUGGGGAGCUCGAAUAUUGUGGAGGCGAUGGAGAUCAUGCUGUUGGCCAUCGUUUCUCCUGAGAUUCGUUGUGAGUGGCGUCUGGAUGACUGGCAGGUGGCGCUCGUCUCUACUAUGGUGUUUCUUGGUUUCAUGGUUUGUGGCGUUCUCAGUGGAUACAUCUCCGACAGAUACGGACGCUGGAAGGUGGUGUUCGGAGGCUUCGUGUGGAGCGCCUACUUCUCCCUCCUCACCUCCUUUGCUCCAUCGUACGGUUGGUUCAUCUUCCUGCGCAGCAUGGUCGGCUGCGGUGUCGCAGGAGUGUCACAGGGGUUCGUGCUGAAGAUGGAGUUUAUACCAGCGAAGUAUCGAGCAUACCUGCUGCCUUUGGCCUCCAUCUUCUGGAUGACGGGCUCCAUGCUCAUCAUCAUCCUGGGCAUGUUGGUGGUUCCGACUCUGGGCUGGAGGUGGAUGAUCAGAAUGUCUGUGGCUCCGAGCGUCAUCCUCAUCUUCCUCUUCAAGUUUAUACCAGAAUCAGCUCGUUACAACGUGUCGGCAGGAAACGUCCAGGCUGCCGUUAAAACUCUGCAGUGGAUCGCCAAAAUGAACCGUGCAUCACUUCCUCCAGGACGACUGGUUGAGACGGCUGAGGUAGAACGAGGUAGUUGGAAGAUUCUGGUCAGUUCUUCUUACAGGAGAACGUCUUUACUCCUGUGGUAUUCUUGGUUUGUGGCGUCGUUUGCGUACUACGGUUCGGUGCUGAGCAGUUCGGAGCUGUUGGAAAAAAAUUUAUUGUGUGUGACGGACGCUGACCAGGAACAUCAGGUCAAACACCGCCAAGAGGACGGACUGUGUUACUGCAUCCCCUUUGGACUCAGAGACUACCAGACUCUGCUCAUCAGCUGUUUGGGAGAGGUUGCAUUGAUCCCGUUAAACAUCUGUCUGCUGAAUGUGGUUGGACGGAGAAAGACUCUGACGGUGCUGCAGCUGCUGGCAGCCAUUUUGUUCAUGAUGGUCAACAUCUGCACCACCAUGUUUGGCUUCACAGUGCUGCUGUUCCUGUUGCGGUCUCUGGUCUCUAUGAACUUUAAUGUGAUUUACAUCUACACGGCUGAGGUGUAUCCGACUGUGGCUCGGUCUCUGGGGAUGGGUUUCUGCACGUCGUUCAGUCGGAUCGGAGGAAUGCUCGCGCCAUUUAUGGCUCAGGUUUUGAUGUCUCAGUCAGUGAUUCUGGCACUCAGUCCGUUUGCUGUGACAUGUGUCAUCUGUGCUGUGGGAAACUUUCUGCUGCCGAUUGAAACUAAAGGACGAGCUCUGCUGCAAAACUCUUGAUGACGUCUG